AUGAGUCUUACGGAGCAGAAGGCCUAUCGAGAUAAGCGAGACAAGCGCAAGACCAAGGUUGCUGACAGCCAGAAGAAAGCACGCGACAAGGAAUGGAGACUAGUUUUAGCGUACAUACUGGAGUAUGGGUUCCAAACCGAGAUGGCCAACUCCAGAGAUGACAUGAAGCUCUUGCACACCGCCGUUUAUUGGCGAAGGCUUGACGAUGCAAACAAGGCCAAGUUUCGAGCUCUCCGUCAGAUGAAAGCUGAUGUAGCGGCUGGUCUAGUAGAGCAGGACGAACUGGACUGGCAACAAGAGUUUGCCCCGGCUUCUCUGUAUCGCCCUUUCACUGAACGAGAGGAGACUCGGUUCUUGAGGGGCUUGAUACCAUUUGAGGCACAGUUCAAGAAGAAAGCCAAGGUUGACGACCAAGAAGAGGGAACCAAGACCGCUGAAACUGCGGAGCAACGUGGAAUGGAUAGCACGGUGCAUGGUGACGAUGCAGACUCCGACUCAUCACAUGGCUCAGAGAGCGGCUCGUCUGAGUCGGAGGAUUCUGUCCAUGGCUAUAGACUACUGCAUGUCUACUUGACGCACUCGAAGCUUAAGAAAGCAGAGAAAGCAAAGAAAGAUGCUAUCAAGAAACUUGAAAAGGAGAAGGAUUUCGCAAAGGCUGCUGCCGAUAGCCUGUUAUCUGCGACCUUGUGGUUCGAGCUGGACCAUUACGAGGCUGCGCGUUGGCAGAAGGAUCCCAACUCAGAUCCGUUCACGACAGCUGGGCAGAAGAAGACAAUGAUCGCAGCUGGUUCGAAGAGAAAGCAAAGAGAAGGCGUCGAGAAGCACGGACAUGAGCGAGAGGAAGAUAAUAACGAGAUUGAUGAGGAGUACGGCGAUGAGUAG
Messenger RNA from Mollisia scopiformis, 882 nucleotides. RefSeq lists its product as uncharacterized. Bases 1 to 882 code for a protein of 293 amino acids. The record is from RefSeq and is a predicted model, not a curated record. Lineage: Eukaryota; Fungi; Ascomycota; Leotiomycetes; Helotiales; Mollisiaceae. The transcript is spliced from 2 exons.